CUUCACUUGGGAUCGUGUUUCUUCCACUCAAUGUCUUUUUAGGGAUGAAGCAUAUUUUGCUUCUGUCUCUCCUCACGUGCCUUUCAUUUAGUGUUAGGGGAAAGAUCUUUGGACGCUGUGAAUUGGCCCGGGUGUUGAAGAAAGCUGGCUUGGAGGGAUAUCGUGGGUACAGUCUGGCUGACUGGAUCUGCUUAGCCUUCCAUGAGAGCCACUUUGACACAGCUGUUGUGGACCAUGAAGCCGAUGGCAGCACCAGUAACGGCAUCUUUCAGAUUAACAGUCGCAUUUGGUGUGAAGAUUACAAACACUUUAAACCAAACUUCUGCCGAAUGCAUUGCAGCGAUCUGCUGACUAGUAAUAUCAACGAUGAUAUCGUCUGUGCCAUGCGGAUUGCACGAGGACCCAGAGGCCUGGGAUCCUGGAUGGGUUGGAGAGAAAAUUGUGAAGGUCUACAAUUGUCUGCCUGGGUGAAAGGAUGCAAUCCAUGAGAAAGAGAGACCAAGAGAAAAAGGAUACUGAAGGCCAUGAAAAAUGCUUUAAGAGCCCUGGGACUGUUGCCUUCCUGAAGCUAAACAACCCUUCUUGGAUACAUUUUUUUAAAAACUCUGGACUGUCCCUUACAAGAAGGGUGAUUGUAGCUUGGACUCUCAGAAAGAGAUCUUGUGGUAUAAAAAAGCUC
Messenger RNA from Candoia aspera, 679 nucleotides. Its product is annotated as sperm acrosome membrane-associated protein 3-like. Gene Ontology annotation, biological process: fusion of sperm to egg plasma membrane involved in single fertilization. The record is from RefSeq and is a predicted model, not a curated record. Lineage: Eukaryota; Metazoa; Chordata; Lepidosauria; Squamata; Candoiidae. The transcript has 4 exons. Gene Ontology annotation, cellular component: acrosomal vesicle; sperm flagellum. The coding region runs from base 45 to 488 and encodes 147 amino acids. Gene Ontology annotation, molecular function: lysozyme activity.